Gastrolobium bilobum is the source of this 1848-nucleotide messenger RNA. RefSeq names its product dihydrolipoyllysine-residue acetyltransferase component 4 of pyruvate dehydrogenase complex, chloroplastic-like. Gene Ontology annotation, biological process: pyruvate decarboxylation to acetyl-CoA. Lineage: Eukaryota; Viridiplantae; Streptophyta; Magnoliopsida; Fabales; Fabaceae. The transcript is spliced from 6 exons. Gene Ontology annotation, molecular function: dihydrolipoyllysine-residue acetyltransferase activity. The record is from RefSeq and is a predicted model, not a curated record. Bases 149 to 1582 code for a protein of 477 amino acids. Gene Ontology annotation, cellular component: chloroplast thylakoid; chloroplast envelope; pyruvate dehydrogenase complex.
UUGGCGAUGUUAACGAAGUGAAGAAGCUCCAACUGUCCAACUAACUUAACUUCGUCUUCUCCGCCUUCUUUCUAUUUCCCCCUCUUUCAUCAUUCAUUCAUUUACUAACUCACUAACUCACUCAAUUCAUUCAUUCAUUCACCAAAACAUGGCUUCAUCAUUUUUCACCGCCACCACCGUCGCCGCCGCCACCAAUUCCCCCACCCUAUCCUUCUCCUCCGCCCUCUCCUGGCGCCGAUUCUCCGUCGCCGCGCCACUCUCUAAACCGCGUCGGAGGCCUUACUCCUCGGUCCAAUCAAAGAUCAGGGAGAUCUUCAUGCCCGCCCUAAGCUCCACCAUGACCGAGGGCAAAAUCGUCUCGUGGAUCAAAUCAGAAGGCGACGUUCUCGCCAAGGGCGAAAGUGUCGUCGUUGUUGAGUCCGACAAGGCUGACAUGGAUGUUGAGACAUUCUACGACGGAAUCCUCGCCGCCAUUGUUGUCGCCGAGGGUGAAACCGCCCCCGUCGGCGCUCCCAUCGGCCUACUUGCCGAGUCCGAGGAGGAAAUCGCCGAGGCCAAGGCCAAGGCCGCCAAUUCGGCUUCCUCCGCCACCGCGGCCACUCCAAUUCAGCCAGAAAAUUCAAGUCCUGCGCCGGCCAUCUCCCCGCCUUCUCCACCUCCGCCUGCUAAGGCGAUUUCCGACGGGCUGAGGAAGACGGUGGCGACGCCGUACGCGAAGAAGCUCGCGAAGCAGCACAAGGUGGACAUUGGAUCACUGGUUGGGACUGGUCCGAAUGGAAGGAUUACUCCUGCUGACGUGGAGGCUGCCGCCGGGAUCACGCCGGCGGAUAGUAGUGUGGCUCCUCCGACGGUGUCCUCAGCUCCACCAAAAGCCGCCGCCGCUCCGUCGGCCGCGUCGGCUUCGUCUCCAGGUUCUAGUGUUGUCCCCUUCACGACAAUGCAAUCCGCGGUUGCGAAGAACAUGUUGGAGAGUCUCUCUGUUCCUACAUUCCGUGUUGGGUACCCCGUGACCACUGAUGCACUUGAUGCUCUUUAUGAGAGGGUGAAACCGAAAGGUGUGACGAUGACAGCUAUUCUAGCCAAGGUUGCUGCAAUGGCACUGGCUCAGCAUCCGGUGGUGAAUGCCUCAUGCAAAGAUGGGAAGAACUUUGCCUAUAAUAGUAACAUUAACAUUGCUGUAGCCGUGGCAAUCAAUGGUGGCUUGAUUACCCCUGUUCUUCAGGAUGCAGAUAAGUUGGACCUAUAUCUUUUGUCCCAAAAAUGGAAAGAGUUAGUAGAAAAAGCUCGUGCUAAGCAAUUGCAACCUCAUGAGUAUAAUUCAGGAACUUUCACGCUUUCAAAUCUGGGAAUGUUCGGAGUUGACAGGUUCGACGCCAUACUUCCUCCAGGCCAGGGGGCUAUCAUGGCUGUUGGAGCAUCAAAACCCACUGUUCUGACAGAUAAGGAUGGAUUCUUCAGUGUAAAAAAUAAAAUGCUGGUGAAUGUAACCGCUGAUCACCGAAUAAUCUAUGGGGCUGACUUGGCUGCAUUCCUUCAGACAUUCUCAAAAAUUGUUGAAAACCCUGAAAGCCUAACAUUGUAGUCAUUCAACACUUUGGCAUAAGUAUCUGUGCUUAUCCACCAGGGAUGAUGAGUUGAUAGUUUUUACUGCUUAUCCACCAGGCUUAAUGCCUAAUAUUUUGUAUUUAUCUUGUACUUUAAUUUUGUUACACAUUUUCAGGGUCUAUCCCAAGUGACGUUGACUUGAUUUUGAAGGGGUGAAACAGCUUUGAUUUUAGGUUUUCAUCCAGUAAAGGAUAUUGUAAACGGAAAUCUAUGGUGAGAAACAGGGUGUGAGUAUAAUCAGAA